UAAACAGGAACUCUGAAAAGGAUUGUUUCCCUAGAAACGGGUUGACGUUCUCUUGUCAAUGAGAUUUCAGCUACCGAACUGCGAUGGCCUAGUGAGCGCACUUUUCAAAGUGACGGCUUCAGUUGAGCUGUGCUGUCUGCUGUGCGAUCAGCGAUGUCAGGCAGUGCUCACAGAGGGCGCCAAUUAACUACUAAAUUCAAAAGCCGCCGACCAAUUAAAACCUCUUGCGAUGAUUCGACCAACGAAAAUGUCAAGUAUGACCGUGUGUGUCAGCUGCGCGCCAAGAAAGUGAUGGCCGAAUACGAGACUGUGUACAAAGAGGCGGUGGCACAGCUGGCCUUGCAGCAGCCGACUGCCUUCGCCGGCGUCCGUCUCGAGAGGGUAUUCACCAAUGGCAUCAUCAUUCCACGACGUCACGACGCCAGUCACAUCAGGCGUCGCGUCAUGCUUGAUCGACUCUUCAACCAAUCACAACCUGUUCAUCUACAAUGGGUCUAACUAGAAUAAAUUACUAUUAAACAAGUGAUGUGUUCCUAAAAUAAGUAUGUAGUGGGCCUACUCAAAGAAAAAAUUCACGUUUUCUCUGAAUAAUUUAUUAAUUAGUAAAAUAUAUUACUUGUAAACCAUGGAUAAUAGAACGCAUCUACAUUAAAAAUACCAUCAAAUGAAUAAUAUAAGACGCAGUUGGAUCAAUAGACUCAUUUGUGUUCUAUUAUCUGUGCAUAUACUUUAUCCGUGUUAUUAGUUUUGAGCGUUAUUGUUUAUCAAUUGUUGAAGAGUUGAACUUGAGAUUUAAUCGAUUUAAAUUUGUUUAGAAAUAUUAAGUUUAUGGAGUGUAGGUGGUGGAAGUGUAUUCAAGUGCAAGUAUCAUUAAUAGUAAUAAUAGUGGAAAAUACAUCAACGAUUGUUUAUUUAUUAUGUUAACUGAUUUAAUUAGCUACAGUGUUCAAUUUAAGUUGUUGAUAGCAUUGUAUGCUUAUGUUUUUCCAAUAUAAGGCUUUCUACUAUUAUGUCGUGUUAUGAAUAGUUAUGGAUUAAAAUUUCAUAAGUUUUGUAUAAUACAGCUUUUGCUUAUGAAGUAUUUAUUGCAGAUAUUAUCUUCCUUCUUUCCAAAUCAGUUUUCUAUUAAUUGAAAUAAUUUCCUCUAUAAUAUAUAGGUAGCUCAUUAUUGAAUUAUAUGUAUUUCAAAUAAAAAAUAUGCAAU
Molecule: messenger RNA, 1204 nt
Organism: Nilaparvata lugens (brown planthopper)
Lineage: Eukaryota; Metazoa; Arthropoda; Insecta; Hemiptera; Delphacidae
Exons: 2
Coding region: 154-498 (114 amino acids)
Source: RefSeq, a predicted model, not a curated record